Molecule: messenger RNA, 768 nt
Organism: Letharia columbiana
Lineage: Eukaryota; Fungi; Ascomycota; Lecanoromycetes; Lecanorales; Parmeliaceae
Exons: 1
Coding region: 1-768 (255 amino acids)
Source: RefSeq, a predicted model, not a curated record
AUGCCUGUUGCGAAUGUGCUUGUCACGCAAUACAUCGUGAGGCAUCCCAAAGGCAACGGACCAUGCCCUCGCCACUGCGUUCAUUUCAUCACCUUCGGUCUCUCUUACGGAUCGGCGGAGGUGCACGGCUGCCCUCUCAUCCUUGAACUGGACUUGUCCAAACAUCGGCCGCCUCAAAAGCACCUCUGUGAAGAAUUCACUGGGCGGAACAGAGAGGUUGCCGAGAGCUUCUUUUCCGUCCCCGCGAACGAGGACGAGUUUCACCGGGCCUUGGGAGAGCUCGAGCAAAGGAUGAAGCGUGAACCGCGGGGAGGUUGCGUCGCGGUCCUGAUCAAUUGCACGGCGGGCAUGCAUAGGAGUGUGGCGAUGGCGGAAAGGCUGGCGGAGGCGGUGUGGAGCUGGGGUGGCUUCGGAGCCGAAUGUUUGCAUCUGGACCUCUGGAAGGGCAUGACGAUACAAGAGAAGACGGCGGCAAGGGUGGGCGACACGGGGAUGUGUGAAGGAAGACCAGCGCGAGGACAUCGACGCUCGAGGCACAGGGUACAAGCAACGUCAGAAACACGAGCGAGCGAAAAGAGGCCGAGAGGACCAGCCGCGACAGCGGAUGCGGUGCUACCCCCGGGAGAAGCACCUGUACCUCAGAAGACGGUAUCGUGGGCGACAGCGAGACCCGUGGGGGAACCGCACCUUCAGAAACGCGAAACCGCUGGCAGAUCGGCUGAUACAUGGGGAAAGGAUGAAAACCGAGGCAGAAGGCUUACUUCAUGA